Messenger RNA from Pimephales promelas (fathead minnow), 2242 nucleotides. It is a transcript of the gene dbnla, whose product is annotated as drebrin like a. Gene Ontology annotation, biological process: neuron projection morphogenesis; postsynaptic actin cytoskeleton organization; regulation of actin filament polymerization. The record is from RefSeq and is a predicted model, not a curated record. Lineage: Eukaryota; Metazoa; Chordata; Actinopteri; Cypriniformes; Leuciscidae. Gene Ontology annotation, cellular component: lamellipodium; site of polarized growth; postsynaptic membrane. Gene Ontology annotation, molecular function: actin filament binding.
GUAUUUAACACGACGGUUCACAUGAGGAGGAAGACGGGGUUAUGAUUACAUCUCCAUUUGAAGUUAUCCACAAGUUCUUGCAAAUUUCAUGACCCACUAUGGCAGUAAACCUGAGUAAAAACGGACCCGCGCUUACAGCCGCAUACAAUGACGUGGUGAACGGGAAAACGGACACAAACUGGGUGUUGUUCACAUACGAAGGAAACAGUAAUGACAUUCGGGUUGCAGAAAAGGGAGAUGGUGGGCUUGAAGAAAUGGUGGAGGAACUGAACAGCGGUAAAAUCAUGUACGCCUUCUGUAAAGUGCUGGACCCCAGUUCUGGAGUCCCCAAGUUUGUGCUCAUUAACUGGACGGGCGAGGGAGUCAAGGACGUUAGAAAGGGUGUUUGUGCCAAUCAUAUUCACUCAAUGGCCAAUUUUCUGAGGGGUGCCCAUGUGACCAUCAACGCUCGAUCAGAUGAUGAUGUUGAACCGGCUGCCAUCAUGGAGAAGGUGGCCAAGGCCUCGGGCGUCAACUACAACAUCCACAAAGAGUCAAUCCAGAACAAUAAUACUGAACUUAUUGGACGUGUGGGUUCGGUCUAUAAAAAGAUCAGUGCUUUAGAUGAAAUCCAAGCUACGAUAAGAGAAAACUUCUGGGCUCAGGCUGAGCAAGAUGAAAAGAACCGCCGGCUGGAGGAGCGCAGGAAAGCAAAUGAGGAGAGGCAGCGUCUGGAGAAAGAGCAGAGGGAACAAGAGGCUAGAGCGGCAGAAGAGCGAGAGCGAAGGCAGAGAGAGAGAGAGAAAGAGAUCAACCAACAGAGGCUGUAUGAAAAGAAACAGGAGGCAGCAAAUAAAGAACAGGAACAAGGAAAAUGGGAGAAAGUGGAGAAGGAACACCAGUCUCCUGUGAAAGCAGGAAUAUUGGGAUCUGAGUCUGUGCAGAAGGCCAAUGGUGCCCAUGUAACCAGCAGCGCUCGAUCAGAUGAUGAUGUUGAACCGGCUGCCAUCAUGGAGAAGGUAGCCAAGGACUCGGACGUCAACUACAACAUCCACAAAGAGUCAAUCCAGAACAAUAAUACUGAACUUAUUGGACGUGUGGGUUCGGUCUAUAAAAAGAUCAGUGCUUUAGAUGAAAUCCAAGCUACGAUAAGAGAAAACUUCUGGGCUCAGGCUGAGCAAGAUGAAAAGAACCGCCGGCUGGAGGAGCGCAGGAAAGCAAAUGAGGAGAGGCAGCGUCUGGAGAAAGAGCAGAGGGAACAAGAGGCUAGAGCGGCAGAAGAGCGAGAGCGAAGGCAGAGAGAGAGAGAGAAAGAGAUCAACCAACAGAGGCUGUAUGAAAAGAAACAGGAGGCAGCAAAUAAAGAACACGAAAAAGAAAAAUGGGAGAAAGUGGAGAAGGAACACCAGUCUCCUGUGAAAGCAGGAAUAUUGCGAUCUGAGUCUGUGCAGAAGGCCAAUGAGGCGGCGUCAAUCAUCUCUCAGCGUUCCAUCAAUCCCAGGGAGCUGUUCAUGAAGACGGAGAGAAGUUUGGUCGAAAGUGCAGCGCCCUCUUCACCUUCUCGACCAGGUCAGCUGAGAAGCCCAUUUUUGUCCCAGUCAGCAGUCAGUGCAGAAAACCCUCAGAGUGAGAGCAAGUCUCCAGUUCGCCUCACCUCAGUUUCACAUGUACCAGUCUUCUCUCCUGUGCAUGAAACACCGGCUUUCCCCGGAAAAGAUGCAGACCCCUUCUCCGAUGAUCCAUUUGUAUCGGAACAAGCUGAGGAAUUUGAAAAUGAAUGGGAUGAUUCAGAUGAGGAAGAACUGAGCGCCGUUGCCGGAAACCGAGAAAAUGAAGAUGUAAACAGCAUCUAUAUGAACGUCCCCUUACAUCAAAAUCUCUAUGAUGAAGUUGGCCAGUAUUUCCAAACCUCUGCUGGCGAAGAUGAGACUGGCCAUAACCAGAACAUCUGUGCAAGAGCAUUAUAUGACUACCAAGCUGCGGAUGACACUGAGAUCUCCUUUGACCCGGAUGAUAUCAUCACAGGGAUCGAGAUGAUCGAUGAGGGCUGGUGGAGGGGCUACGGUCCUGAUGGGCACAAUGGAAUGUUUCCUGCUAAUUAUGUGGAGCUUCUUUAAGUCUACAGUAACCAAUCAGACGCAAUGCUAUGUGACAAAAAGGUUGUGGUUUUUUAGUGUGCUUUAAUGAUGUUACGAGGCAUUUGUAAAAUCUAAAUUCGUACUUUGUCUAUAUAAUAUUCAAUAAAAGUUUUAUGUCUCUUUAA